GGAGCACAAAGGCGCAGUGGAUAUACGUACACAGAUGUGCUUGUUUAGUUGAAUGUUGGUGAAGCCGUCGUAAUGGGACAGAGCGACUCGCUGCCCGUCAAAAUCAAUGAAGGUGGAACUGACCAAUUAGAGGUAAAAGGAUACCAGGUCCAUCGAGGUCGAUGCGCCUUAGCAUGUCUGGCCGUGCUUCUAACGCUCGGUCUACUACUCGUAUUACUCGUUUGGCGAAAGGACAUCAAAAUGUGGAUGUUUUACCAGGAAUGUCCACUUCAACACGCUACCAAAGUGCUCGUCAAGGAUUCGUUUGGAGUAUUUUUUGAGGAAGAUGUCCUGGAGGAACGAUGCGGCCCAAUCCUGCAGCCCAAAACUCGAUUUUUUGUCAACAAAAAGGUCAAAUACGAGUGGAAUUCCGCAACACUUGAAUUUACUCGAUUACCAUGCUACGAUGCCAACAUUGAAUGUCAAUCAUUCCACGAGAAUCUCGAUGGAUUGAACAUGCAAAACGUUAACGAAAGGCACCAGAAAUACGGAGCCAAUUUUAUCCGGAUUACGGUGCGGCCAGUUUAUCGACUUAUUCUUAAAGAGAUUUCCAACCCCUUCUACCUCUUUCAAUUCUACACUAUUGUCGUUUGGAUGGCUCAAGGUUAUUACGAUUACUCGUCUCUGGUUCUAGCAACCACGAUGAUUGCAGUUGGCUCCAGUGUUUACGAAAGCAGAAAACACAUGAUGGCGUUGAAGAAAAAGGUUCAAGUGGCAGGAUCAGCCAUUGUUGUCCGCGACGGAGAAGAGAGAAGGAUUUUAACGCAGCAACUCGUACCUGGAGACAUUCUGUGCAUCAACCCAUUGGAUGAUCAAGUGCCGUUUCAUUGUGACGCCGUUUUAAUAGAAGGAACUUGCUCGGUUGACGAGUCUAUGUUGACCGGUGAAAGCUAUCCCAUCACAAAGAUGCCCGUGCCUCAAGAUCGUGAAACUUUUAAGUACGAAGCGCACAAGCGUCACAUUAUUUUUAACGGGACGCAACUGCUUCAAGGCCGUCCAGAAGGCAAUAACGUUUUCCUGAAAGCCGUAGUGAUAAGAACAGGAUUCAUGACGAGCAAAGGCGAACUCAUCCGGGCCAUUUUAUUCCCCAAACCCAUCCAUUUCCGUUUCUACGCUGACCUCAUCCAAGUCGCCAUCCUUUUCCUCGCCUUUGGAUUGGGCGGAAUGAUUUACUCCACCUACACCUGGAUUAGAAACGGAGGAAGCACCAAACAGAUUAUUCUGCAUUCGCUGGAUAUUGUGACGUUCGUGGUUCCGCCGAUGCUUCCAGCCGCUUUGACGGCGACGACAGCCUUUGCCCAGCGCCGACUCCGAGAAAAGAAGAUCUUCUGCCUCAGUGCCAAGCACAUUAGCCUUUGCGGCGGAGUCGACGUCGCUUGCUUCGACAAGACGGGAACAUUGACUGAGACGGAUAUCGACUUGGCUGGCGCCAUUCCCAUCCAGGAAGGAGAAUUUCGGAAGGCAGUGCCUCAGUUGUCGACGCUACCCGAGACUCAUCCAUUAUUGCAAACCGCAGCAACUUGUCAUACAUUGAUUAAAGUUAACGGCCAGCUCAACGGCUACUCGAUCGACCGGAAAAUGUUUGACGCCACCAAAUGGAAUUUCGUCGACGGUCCAGCCGGAGUCAAUUCGGAUUACGGAGUGGAAACGCCGUUCCUAGUCAGUUCGCCACUGUGGAACGAAAAGCGAGAAAGUUCGUUUAAUCCAACGGUGGAGUAUGGAAUAAUCAAGCGUUUUCCAUUCGAAUCGGCCCUCAAACGAAUGACGGUGAUCGUCCAGCGGAAGGGGCACGAACACUACAAUGUCUUCAUCAAAGGGGCUCCAGAAAUCAUUGCCGAGCUUUGCGAUCCUGUAACAGUACCAUCGAAUUACUACGCUGUACUGAAACAUUACACGAUGCAGGGUUAUAGAGUCAUCGCGUUGGCUGUCAAGACUCUAAGUCCUCAUUUCACAUGGAGUCAUAUUCAGCACAUGACACGAGAUGAGGUAGAAGCCAACCCGGAAUUGAUUGGUCUGUUGAUCAUGCGAAAUCAAUUAAAGAAGGAGACCAUUCCAGCCAUUCGCAUCUUACACGAGGCUAACAUCCGUACGGUGAUGGUGACAGGCGAUAAUCUUCAAACGGCUGUCACUGUAGCUAAAGAUUGUGAAAUGAUUGAUCGAGUACAAAGGGUUAUUCAAGUUGAAGCUACAAUUGCACCUGCAUCUAUUUACGGUGCCCAGCAUCUUCAAGUCCUUUAUAACGACCCAUUAUCCACGCCGGAAUUUAUCGCCGGAACGAUGAAAAAAAUGCAAGACGUCCACAACGGCAACUAUUGUUUCGCCAUGGACGGGCAAAGUUUCGAGCUGCUUCGUAUUCACGACCCGGCCUUGCUGGAUAAAUGUAUUCAUAGAGGUAAAGUCUUUGCCAGGAUGGCCCCCGAACACAAGCAACAUUUGAUUGAAGCCCUACAGAAAAUCGGGCGUCAAGUCGCCAUGGUGGGUGAUGGAUGCAACGACUGCAGCGCUCUAAGGACAGCCGAUGCGGGCAUAUCCCUUUCUAUGGCGGACGCUUCUGUUGCCGCUCCUUUUACAUCACAAGAAACCAAUAUCAGUUGCGUAGCUCCGCUGAUAUGCGAGGGACGAACUACCCUGGAUGCAGCUUUCGGUACUUUCCAGUUUGCAAUUGGAAUCUGUUUCAUCUUCUUUGUUGGCGUUCUGAUGCUUUAUUCAAUAUCGACCACUCCCAGUGAUUUCCAGUAUUUCAUUUGGGAUUUUGGUAUUGCGAUUGUGCCCUUUUUCACAAUUGGCUACGCUUCACCGCCAAAAUACCUCCAUCCACGUAGACCUCUUCGGCAUUUAUGGGCCUUUUUGCCACUGUUUUCUUUCUUCACGUUCGUGGCAUGGCAAACUAUCGUAUUGCUAAUUGGUUGGUUCUAUUGCCACGCUCAACCCUGGUUUGAACCUUACGUUUUUGAGCCGGGUAAGCAUCCGCCGAAUGCCAGCUAUGAAGAAACGACUCUUUUCAACUUGAUGAGUAUCGGCUCCAUCGUAGCGGCUUUUGUUUUCGCUCCGAGUCCACCCUACAGUCGCAGCAGUUUUUCCAACAAAAUCUUUAUGAUAUGGGCCUGUGGGGCAACUAUCCUGCUUCUUUGCGUCAUGUUUAUUACCAACGAUGGAUUCGUGUAUUGGAUAAAUUACAAGAGUCCACCGCAUCCUGAAUAUACAGCGGUAAUUCUAGUAUUGGGUCUUGCCGGUGGGCUCUUUUCUUUCUGCUGGGAGAAAUACCUGAUACGUGGGUGGAUGUACCAAUGGGUGUGGCCGCGCAUCAAUCGGCUUCGCGCACCACGUCAUACUUAUCAAAAGAUUGAAAAGGAGUUGAAAUCCAGACCGGAUUGGCCUAAAUUAGGUGGAAAAGACAUAGCUAAAGACGUCGAACAAGAGCAAUUACAAAACAGGUCUCCCAUCCCGAGUGUGAAGGGGGCAGUCGAUUCCGUCUCAGGCGAGGAUCAAAUCCCUUCAUUAAGUCCAGAACGCAACAGCCUUCGAGAUCUAGUUGAUAGAGGCAAAACUACGUUUCGAACGUUCCAGGGCAGCCGCAGAGGCGGUUACACGAUUAACGGCCCAAAACUAGAGCCAGACUAUCCACAUGAAAGCAUCCCAUUGACGGUGUCUGCUACGAAUGUCGAAGUUCCAGCAUCCGUUCCACGCUCUCCGCUACCUAAAACGACAGAUGAAGAGUCUGAAAACGAUUUCCCCCCACCACCGCCCGGUUCAUUACCAGACGAGUUUUUGAGUGCCCAGAGUUCACCAGUUCAGGUUUUGGCCAUCCGCCCAUUUGAUGACGAGGAACAAGCCUUGGCUCCGCCUCCAUUCGACAGUGACGUUCAACAAAAGAGUCCACUCAGCAGCAGGAGGGGACAAGGGAUGUUCCAGUUAGUCGACGAGAAGAGCGCGGAGCAGCCAGACCCCGAUGUCCAAUUAUUGGCCUAUAGGGUUUCCCGUAGUCCAUCAGACUUGUCGCCUUCGCGUCAGAGACGUCAUCUGAAUGGCCAUGGACCACACCCGAUGGAAUAACGCUAGCGAUAAUAUCGGCAUUACACCAGACUACUGCAAAUAACAAUUUCUGCCUUUUAUUCUGAUAAA
Messenger RNA from Daphnia carinata, 4161 nucleotides. Its product is annotated as probable cation-transporting ATPase 13A5. Gene Ontology annotation, cellular component: membrane. NCBI's taxonomy places the organism in Eukaryota, Metazoa, Arthropoda, Branchiopoda, Diplostraca, Daphniidae. Gene Ontology annotation, biological process: polyamine transmembrane transport; intracellular calcium ion homeostasis. Gene Ontology annotation, molecular function: ATP hydrolysis activity; ATP binding; polyamine transmembrane transporter activity. The record is from RefSeq and is a predicted model, not a curated record. The transcript is spliced from 21 exons. The coding region runs from base 73 to 4092 and encodes 1339 amino acids.